Psylliodes chrysocephalus is the source of this 788-nucleotide messenger RNA. NCBI's taxonomy places the organism in Eukaryota, Metazoa, Arthropoda, Insecta, Coleoptera, Chrysomelidae. The record is from the annotation of a GenBank genome assembly.
CUCAUUUUGUAAAUUGUUUGGCGAAGAGAAGGACCAUAGAUGCUACAAAAAAUGGGAUGGGUCUUCAACUGAAAUGGAAAUGGACUAUAUUAGAUGGAUUUCACUGUAGUCUGUAUAUGCAUGGAUUAAGAUAUAAAUAUCUUAUUGCUGAUGGAGAUAGCAGUGUUUAUCAAAAAAUAUUAGAAAGCAGGCCAUAUAGUAACACGUUAGUAGAAAAAAUAGAAUGCCGAAACCAUUUGUUGAGAAACUAUUGUGAACGUUUGCGGGAUAUUGCAGGAAAAAGGUACAGUACCGCAGGAAAGUUAGUUCCAGUCGAAUUGCGUAGUUUGUUAAAAUCUAAUAUUUUAACGCUACGAAUUGCUAUCGACAAAGCUGCUAAACAUCAUCGAGAAUCUGAAGUUGCAAUGGAACUUACAAUAAAAAAUCUAAAGCAUGACAUAUCUAAUAGCCCAUAUCAUGUAUUUGGGCUAAGUUUGCGGAAAAACUGUUGGAUUGCAUUAUCGGAAAAUGGUUUGUCCAGACUCUAUGUAGGACGUGUUAGAGGCCCUGCAGUGGAUCGAAAUACUUACAUUCAAAAUUGUCUUUCGAAAUUGGUAAAUUGUAUGAGAGAACAUCAUUCCAACGACAAUAUCAUGUUUUGGCCGGACUUGGCGUCGGCUCAUUAUGCUAGAGCCACAUGCGAAUGGUUAAAAGCUCAAAAUAUGCCAUUUGUGCCUAAGCAGAACAACCCCCUUGAACGUUCCCCAAACAAGACUAAUAGAGACAUUUUUGUCAAGAAAAGUUUAUGA